UGAUGGAGGCUGGGCUCCAACAGCAUGAGAGCAGAAGUGAGCAUCAAGUGGAUCUGGAGCUGAUAGAUGCGCUCAUGACUGGACUUCACCGCAGCAAACAGGAUGGUUCAACGCAAUGAAAAUGCAUUUAAGUCGUGGCAGUUUUAACAUUUUUCCCUGGAUAGUUUUUACCUGUUCGCUCUUUCUAUUGGAUGGAACGUCCCCUGAAAAGCUGCCUCAAACUGUGGACCCCUGCUCCCCAAACCCGUGCCAAAAUCAGGCACUAUGCAAAAACCGUGGGGCCGGCUACUCCUGCUUCUGCGUGCCAGGUUUCCAGGGCGCUCACUGCCAGAUAGACGUGAACGAAUGUGCUUCACAGCCCUGCAGAAACGGAGCCACCUGUGUUGACAGAGUGGGUCGAUUCUUCUGUUUGUGCCGUCAUGGAUUCACAGGGACCACUUGUGAGAUCCAGCUCCAUCACUGUCAGUCUCAGCCUUGUCUUCACGGCGGGAUUUGUGUUGAAGAUGAUGUAGGCUCUAUUUGUUUGUGCUAUGUUGGUUUCCAAGGAGAACAAUGUGAAAUCAACACAGAUGAAUGCCAGGAGCACCCAUGCCAAAAUGGGGGUCUGUGUAUUGAUGGGGUGAAUGAAUACAGCUGUGACUGCUCACACACAGCAUUCACUGGAGCUCUCUGUGAGACGCCGCUGUCACCAUGCUACUCUGAUCCCUGCUUCAACAACGCCAUCUGUAAGGACAACCAGGGUAACUACACCUGUGAAUGCUGGCCAGGGUUUGAGGGGCGUAACUGUGAGAUAGACGCCAACGAGUGCAGCGGCAGUCCGUGCCUGAAUGGUGGUAGCUGCAUCAGGGGGUCAUGGCAGGCUCUGUAUGGCAGCGAGCCUCUGCUGCCUAAAGACUAUGAACACAGCUUCCCUGCAGGCUACAUCUGCAUCUGUCCUCCAGGAAUAGCUGGAUCCCACUGCCAAGAGGUGAUAAACCACUGUGAGUCCACUCCCUGUCAGAAUGGGGGCAGAUGUGAGAGCCUUGUCGGGGGCUUCCUCUGCCACUGCCUCAAUCAGAGUCCAGACGGCGUUCUGUACGGAGGUGUGAACUGCGAUGUGAAGCUAGUUGGCUGUGAAGGCCAUGAAUGCCAGAACCAGGGCUUCUGCUCUCCUUUCCUGCAGGAUGGGACUCAUGGUUACACCUGUUCCUGCACACCUGGAUACACCGGACCACUCUGCAACACUCCAACCACCUUUUCCUUUGAGCGCAGAGGUUACCUGCUGCUCCACAACCCCCUGCUGAACGCUGAUCUUACCUGCAACAUCACGCUCAGCUUCAAAACUGUUCUACCCUCAGCGUUGUUGUUCCAGAGGAGCAUCAGGGGGCUGCUGCUGCGGCUGGAGCUGGAGGGGGGUCAUCUGGGUCUGACGCUGAGGAGGGAGGAAUCUGCUGGGACCGGAGCAGAGAGUCACCAGGCUCUGGAGCUUCAGCGAGACGUCACAGAUGGAGAGUGGCACACUGUAGAGGCUGUGCUCACAAACGAGGACCUAAGCCUCAGAUUAGUGGGUGAUGCUGGAAACUGUGGGGACCAGCCAUGCUAUAAGGUGGCUCCAGUGCCAAGCAGUCUAAUAGGACUGGACACCUCCCCUCAGAACACUUUUAUUGGAGGGGCACUCAAUGAUCCAAGUGGCUCCAGCAGUUUCCCUGCUUUCAUUGGCUGCAUGCGUGACGUGUUUGUAGACUGGCAGCUUGUUGUUCCAGAGGAAUGGCUGAGCGACUCUGCCGUUAAUGUGUCCCCCGGCUGCAGCCACAGGGACCGCUGCUUGGACAAGCCGUGCCAAAACAGAGGCCAGUGUGUAAACCUGUGGCAGAGCUACCAUUGCCAGUGUGCAAGGCCCUACGAGGGGCACGACUGUGAGGAGGAGCAUGUUACUGCUCGCUUUGGGCAUGAGGACUUUCACAGCUAUGCGGCCUUCACCAUCACCGAAGAUCUGGGUCAGAACCUCUCCGUCUCCCUGUUCCUGCGCACGCGGAGACAGAACGGACUCCUUCUGGUGCUUACCAACAGCAGCAGCCCGUACCUCCACAUGUGGCUUGAUGCCGGCAGGGUCACAGUUCGUAUCCAUAACUCUGAGAGCCUAAAGGCACGAAGAGCGAUCCACGAUGGAGAGGUCCACUUUUUAAAUGUAGAGGUUCUGGAUGGCCACAUGUCGCUGCAUGUGGCGGGUGAAAAUCAAGGGGAAAUAGAAGUAAGAACCGUUGAUGUCCAAGCAGGCGACAGAGCUUUUGUCGGAGGUCUGCUGGAGAAGAGAAGCACCUCAGAGUUUGGUGGGUUUUUCAAAGGAUGCAUCCAGGAUUUGAGGAUCAGUGACAGGAGGCUGCAGUUUUUUGGGCUGGAUGCUGCGGUGGGAUCAUAUCCCCUCGAUCUUAUGGAAAACGUGAUUGCUGGGUGCUCUGGAGACAACACCUGUACAAGAAAUCCAUGUCUAAACGGGGGCAUUUGCUUCUCUGAGUGGGACGACUUCACCUGCACCUGCCCCAGCAGCACAGCAGGGCGGCGCUGUGAGGAGGUAAAGUGGUGCGAGCUGUCACCAUGCCCAGCAGCUUCAGAGUGCAAGAUGUUGCAGCAGGGUUAUGAAUGUUACUCCAAUGCAACUUUCCUCAAUGACAGCACAGUGAUGGUCUAUCAGGGAAAUGGCCGUAUAUCCCGAAACAUCACCAGCCUGUCUUUUACCAUUCGCACACGGAAGCGUAAUGCGGCCAUCCUUCAUGCAGAGAAAGGUUCCUCCUUCAUCACGGUCUCUGUUCAGGAUGGGUUGCUCUUCAUGGAGCUUCAGAGCUCUAUGAACAAAGAAGAUAAGGAGGAAAGAGAAAAUGGUUUGUCGACAGUAAGCCUCAGCAGCAAGAGCAGUGUCAGUGAUGGUGAGUGGCACACCGCCCAUCUGUUCAUGACGGCACCGUGGGCUCAGUCCUCUCGCUGGACUUUGGUACUGGAUGAAGAAAUAGAGGAAGCCAGCAUCUCUAGAAGCCAGGGCAGGAACCUGAACUUCCUCAGAGAAGGGGUGGACAUCUACCUGGGUGGCCUGGCUCCUAACGCUGGCUGGUCUCUAGCUGGUUGCCUGGGCACAGUAGAGUUGGGGGGUAUUGCUCUGCCUUACUUCAGAUCUCAGGAAGUAAACCUCCCACGGCUGCAGGAGGAGCAGUUUUUUCAGUCGUCAGCAGAACCUGCACUCCCCGGCUGCAGAGGGGCUUCAGUGUGCGAACCCAGCCCUUGUCUGAACAACGGCCAGUGCCAUGACCUCUUCAACACCUACAACUGCACCUGUGCUGAGGGCUGGGCUGGGAGGCGCUGCGAUGUCCUGAUAAACACUUGCGCUUCCAGCCCCUGUGUCCAUGGUAACUGUACCGUUAACGGACUCACCUACGAGUGCACCUGCGAGUUUGGUUACACCGGUGUGGACUGUGAGGAGGAGGUGGAUGUGUGCGAAAACCACCUGUGUGCCAAUGGAGCCACUUGUCUCCAUGGCCCAGAAAAAUAUGCCUGCCUCUGUCCAGAGAACUACACUGGACCCCUCUGCAGUGAACGGGAGGAAGAACCUCCUUGGUACAUCGUUGUCAGAAAAAUCAAGCCCAAGCUGCCUGUUUCUGUGUGUGGAGAUGAGCACAGAAAUUACACCUGCUUUAAUGGAGGGAACUGCACUGACCGGGAGCUCUCCUGUGACUGUCCUGCAGGAUUCAUUGGGCACAGGUGCGAGCAGGAAGUGGAUGAGUGCGAAUCCAACCCAUGUCUGAACGGAGGCUACUGUCGAAACUUGAUCAACAAGUUCGUCUGCGUGUGCGACAUGAGCUUCGCUGGAGACGUGUGCCAGACGGACCUCACCUCUGAGGGUCUGACCUCUGACCUCUUGCUGUCUGUAAGUUUGGCGUCUGUCAUCCUGCUGCUGGUGCUGAUCCUGACCUCCAUCGGCUUAGUGGCCGCACUAAAUCGCCGCGCCACCCAUGGCACGUACAGCCCCAGCCGGCAGGAGAAAGACGGAUCCCGGGUGGAGAUGUGGAGCAUCACGCAGCCGCCGCUGAUGGAGAGACUCAUAUGAAAUGCAGGCGUAAAAGGGGCUGAACACAAAUACACAUUACUAAGUAAUUAUUAGUCUGGUCAUUUAAUUUAGACUUUCUAUUAAAAACACAGCUGUAUAUAAUAAAGGCACGCAAAUACAUAAGUACAAAAAUUAACUAAAAUCUCGUUUCACUUCAUUGUGAAUCUGUUCUUUAAAUUGGUAGCACUGGAUAUUAUUUAAACAUAUCAGAAAAUAUAGGGCUGGAUUGAGAUUAAUGCUCCACUUUUUUGUGUUUUGUUGUCAAUUUUAAAACCUUUUGUAUAUUUUUUACACUCCUCAUGUUAUGUGCUUUUUGUAUACUGUAGGUCUGUGCCACUGAAUUGCAUUAAUGUGAUAACAUGAGCACAUAAUCACUGCUUAUUUGUGAGUAUUGAUCUGCUGUACUGAUGAACUUAAGUGAUUUGUUUUGUUUCAGGUUUUAUUUUAAUUGUGGCUUCUUUCAGAGCAUAAUUUAUUUCAGUUGUUUGAUUUAAAGUGCUACACAAAAAGACUUGAUUUUUUUUAACUGUGUUUAUGUGCCUAUUAAUAUGCUCUUUUAGAAAUGUUUAAUUUUCCAACAAAUGAUUUUAUCUGUUGAGUGUCUGUAAAGUGUCAUUUCACUGGAAAUCUAUUUAAACUCAUCUUUCGCCUGCAGCACAAAAAAGAUCACUGUUGUGUUCAUUUUUCUCUCUAAAGAAGUGUUUGCAUGCUAGUGUGUUUCUGUGUAGCCCUGGACUGGUGACCUGUCCGGGGUUAACUCCGCCUCUGGAGAUACGCACCAGCCCCUGCAGAGAUAUGGAUAAAACUAACCCUGUUAUGGGCAGCGAUUGGUCUGCAGUUUAAGCAUUCCCAUCAUUUAAUCUAUUGCACAUGACUCUGAGAGAGAUUACAUUAUCUUCAUGUAUCAUAAUUACAUUUGAACUAAUAACGUCUGAUUCUGUAUCACAAAUUCUCGCCCCCUCAGAUGAUUGACAUGUCACAGCAUCAGUACAGUACUUGAUGAUAUACACAGGUGGAAAGAGUGCACAACAAAAUCCUCAAAUACAAGUACAGUUUUCAGUGCAAAUGUUAAUUUAGAAAAAUAAAGUUUAUAAAGAGAAAACUUAACUUUAUGUAGACAUGUUUUGAAAAAAAAAAUUUUGU
This is a messenger RNA of Cyprinodon tularosa, 5218 nucleotides long. RefSeq names its product crumbs cell polarity complex component 1 (gene crb1). Bases 116 to 4075 code for a protein of 1319 amino acids. Lineage: Eukaryota; Metazoa; Chordata; Actinopteri; Cyprinodontiformes; Cyprinodontidae. Gene Ontology annotation, molecular function: calcium ion binding. Gene Ontology annotation, biological process: heterophilic cell-cell adhesion; establishment or maintenance of epithelial cell apical/basal polarity. The transcript has 13 exons. The record is from RefSeq and is a predicted model, not a curated record. Gene Ontology annotation, cellular component: protein-containing complex; plasma membrane.